UCCUGCAGACAGUGCAGAGGAACUUGGGUGGACUCAUGAAAGAUCCACCACUCAAUAAUUUAAUGUCUCGAUGUCUUGUCUGGACUGUUCCUGCCUGAGACGGACACCUGUGAAAUCUAUAAGUCCGAGUAAAGAGUCGACUUGCAGCAUUUAUCCACACUGGGGAGACGAGCUGCCUCAGUGCUGGAUUCCUCCUGUUCCGGAAGGGCAUGAUGUACCAGUGUGCUCCUUUGAAGCCUCCAGCUAUGAGCUCCAAGAGGAACUCGGGAAAGGUUUUAACAAUUUAACUACAAUCUACCUCGCUCAACAUAUUCCUACGGGAGCAUCAGUCACAGUGCAGCUUACAGAUUUAGAUGACUGUUCCGAUGAACACAUCAAAUACUUACAGAAUGAAGUGGUUAUGUCUUCAUUUUUCCGGCAUCCUAACAUUUUGCUAUCAUGGAAAAUGUUUACUGUGGGGACCUGGCUUUGGGUUAUUAAUCCCUUCAUGGCAUAUGGGUCUGCUAGCAGCCUCAUGAAGACUUAUUAUCCUGAAGGAAUGAGUGAAGCUUUAAUAGGAAACAUUUUGUAUGGAACAUUAAAAGGAUUGCAUUAUCUGCACCAAAAUGGAUAUAUUCACAGGAGUGUGAAAGGCAGUCAUAUCCUGAUCUCAGAUGAUGGUCUUGUUUCUCUUUCUGGACUUGGUCACCUCUACAGUAUGGUCCGGAGUGGUGAAAAAACUAAGGUGGCAUAUGAUUUUCCUAGUUUUAGCACUGCAAUGCUUCCUUGGUUAAGUCCUGAGCUACUAAGACAGGACCUUUAUGGGUACAAUGUGAAGUCAGACAUCUACAGUGUUGGAAUCACUGCCUGUGAAUUAGCUACUGGGCGUGUUCCAUUCAUGGACAUGCACCGAACUCAGAUGCUGCUACAAAAAUUGAAAGGUCCACCUGAGAAUCCUCUGUAUGAAGGUAUUUUUCCUGGUGAGCAGUCCCCCAUGAAGAUCUCCCGCUCUGGGGUAGAUUCAGGAAUAGGAGAAAGUGUAGUUGCUGCAAGCAUGACUCAAACUAUGACGAGUGACAGACUGAGGACUCCGUCUCCAAGAACAUUCUCGUCUGCCUUGCAGAACUUAGUGGAGAUCUGCCUACAGCAGGAUCCUGAUAAAAGGCCAUCAGCUGGCAUGUUGCUCUCUCAUCCAUUUUUCAAACAGGUAAGAGAGCAGACGCAUGGCUCCGUACUAUCACCACUGCCGUCUCUGGCACAGCUGCACAAGCACAGUUCACCUAAGCCAUUUCUGAGAAGCUGGAACACAUCCUACAGUAAAGCACCAGAGGAAAAUAAAGAAUGGACAUUUCACUAACUGGGAUAUCCUUUUUGUU
Molecule: messenger RNA, 1355 nt
Organism: Nanorana parkeri
Lineage: Eukaryota; Metazoa; Chordata; Amphibia; Anura; Dicroglossidae
Gene: STRADB
Product: STE20-related kinase adaptor beta
Exons: 12
Coding region: 71-1336 (421 amino acids)
Biological process (GO): protein phosphorylation
Molecular function (GO): protein kinase activity; ATP binding; protein serine/threonine kinase activator activity
Source: RefSeq, a predicted model, not a curated record